Molecule: messenger RNA, 12301 nt
Organism: Coregonus sp. 'balchen'
Lineage: Eukaryota; Metazoa; Chordata; Actinopteri; Salmoniformes; Salmonidae
Source: the annotation of a GenBank genome assembly
GAAGAGAAAUUGUAGAAAUGGGUGGGAUUUAGCCAUAAUUAUGGCUGUGUUAACUUAACUAGUGACGACCCGGCAGCAGCGGUAGGUCACUGUACCAAAUAGGCGAAGUUGGUCAAAAGGGUACAUGACGUUUCUCGAAGGAAUACUAGUAAUAAAUCAGUCGGAAAUUGGGUUAUUAUCACAUCAGUAGUGGUGAUUUUCGUCGCACAUCUUCAAUCAGCGCACAACUGUGAAUGGAUUGUAACAGUUACUAUUUUGCUCUUUUAGACCAGCCUUACGACGACCAGUCGCCAGCCAUAGCAUAGCUCGACACUAGGACAAUUUGACGUUCGAGGUAAGUUCGUCAAUCAACUUCCGUUUUCAGCUGUUAGCGUGUUUGCUCUAGGAACAUGCAUUAUCUCUGUAUGUUCCUAGGUUUGCUAAGUCAGAUAUUUCAGAUGUUCCGUUGUCAAACCAAAGGUUCAAACUCUCGAAAGACAGCGGAUGUUAGCUAUUUAGCUAGCUAAUGAGAUACAGUACUGGCCGUAAUCCGCAUCGUUAGCUAGCUAUCCAUGCUAGCUAGCAAUUGUAUCAUAUUGAAUCCAUAACAAAACGACGGUUGGAAAUAAAAUAGCUUGACACUAGCCAUCCACCAGUACUAGAACAUUGUGAAGUUACAGUAUGUAUUCAUUUUCAUUUCUAGUAAUGUAUUUCACUGAUCUUAUUGUUCACCCUGCAGGAGACCUCGAUCUGCCAGUGUAACAAUGGCAGUGUUCAGUGCACAGGUGCUUCUGGCAGUAACAAGAUCAAGGUAGGAGACCAGGUCACCUGCUCUAUAUUAGAAACCAUUUAGGCCUGCACUUACCUCAACCACACAGUGGGGACACCACUGCCCGUGUCUACAAGAUCCCUGCUAGUUAAAUCAGUCGAUUAACUCUCCAGGAAGUAAUCUGGAAGAGUUGGUUAUGUAAACAAGCUAGUAUGGUCUGUAAAUGCCAUAGGUGGCACCCCAUAAACCAUUGGUCUAGUUUACAUUAGAACAGCAGUGUGCCUGACUGGCUGCUGUAGUGAAAGUAAGGAUAUGUCAAAUAUGACUUGGCAGUCACUGACCAUACCGAUGUAUCUAUGUUCUGUCUCUAGGGGAUCUUACCUGCUGUCUAAGAGGCACAGCUGCUGCCCCCUCCCCUCCACAGCUUACGUCCACCACAACCUGGACCCCCCCAGCCACCUGUCAUCCCUACCCUCCCUAAGGCGUUCCAGGUCUGGCUACCCUCACUGUGUUUGGCUCCAUGGUUUCAAGACCCACAGUACCACCCUGCUGGCCAGAUCUCUGCACAGCUCCUGUGUUUGGCUGCAGGACACCAAGGCUCCUGCCACCCCAGCCCAGAAUGACCACCCAGGGACCCCCAAGAAUGGCCCCUCUGGCCCUGCACCCCAACCUCCAGCUACUGCUCCCCCUGCUUCCGCCACUGUAGCGGCUGCAGCUGCUGCCCCUACGGUCCAGGUAGUAAGGAAAUCUAUUGGCCAGAGGAUAGUGGAUGAGCUGAAACACUACUACAACGGCUUCAGGCUGCUGGGGAUCGAUACCAAGAUCGCAGGGAGGAUGGUGUGGAGACUGCUGCACGGACAACUGCUCUCACGCAGGGAGAGGAGACGGGUAAGGCUGGGGGAGUGAUGCACAAUAAACCAAUGUUUCAUCUAGCUGCUCCAUCAGAUGUUAGCCACCCAUGGCCCAUAACGUCCCACCAGUGUGUCCCACAGACCUUCUGACCAACACUGGACAAUACUAGACUAGAGCAUGGUUAGACUUACUGAUGAUGAUCAGCCUGCUGCACACGCAUGUAAACAUUGAUUGAAGGUGCUGAGCUGUAUUUGACCUGUAUGUGACUGUUUUGUAUUGACUCUAAACUGUGUCAUGCACAUUGCCCUCAGGGCAGCCAGUAUGGCUGAUGUCUGUGUCUGCAGACAGUGCAUAGUCAGUCAGACUGUCAUUGUUGUGACUAUUGAAGUGGCCAUGCAGGAAGUGUAGGCUGAGCCCUGUCUGUGUUUAACCUGUUCCUUAAGGAGUAAAUAACAGGGGGGAGGGCAGGAUUUAUAGGAAUACUCUCUGAUGUGUAGUAAGGAGUACCAGGGACCUCUGAGUGUUUUGAAAACAACAAGUUGCUACCUUUUGAACUUGUUGAACCAAUAACAAUGUUGCUAAUUUUUGCUUUGAUGUUUUCUCUUGUUGUGCCUAUUGAACACAACCUAAGGAGUAAAACCACAUGUCAUGAGGUAUUCUAGUUUAACCCUCAGUUUAAGAACAAAACUGAGUUAAUCUCAGGUCUGAGUCACCCAUUGUGACCCUUAGAUUAUAAACAUUUCAGAACGCUGCCUGCCACAGUGCCAGUGUUGUGGUUAAUCUGCUAUCUGAAAAAAGGACAUUCAUGUGGAUGGUAUACCCAACUGUCUCUCUAACAAGCUGCCUGGUUAAACACAGGCCACUUUAGGCUACAGUGUUAUCAGCAAAUAAGGUGGAUUGAUUAAUGAAACACAGUACACGUAGGGUCGCAAGCAUGUAGAUACAGUACGUCACACAAACACACACACACCCUCAGUUGACUUCAGGCUCCAUAUUUAUCAGUAAGGCUGAUUGAAAGGAUGCAUCUAGCCUAUUGCCUCUGAUACAAGAUGGGCACAAUAACACAUGCACACAUCCAAACACACUGCCGUGUGACCCUUGCUAUGUGAAUGCCAUGGUAGAGCUUUACUCAGCACCGGGUCUAUUUUAGAAAGGGACUGGCAGUGCUAGUAGUCUGCCAGAGACGGAGGGACAGAAUCCUAACAUAGUGUUGCCCAUGGUGGGUCAAGGGGGAUUCCUUCUUGUAUUGUGGCUUAAGACCAGGAGUGAAAGUAAGCCGAUCCGGUAUGGCGUCCCAGCAAACUAAAUAGUGGGGGUACGCUAUAUCGGUAAAACAUGAGUCUAUCACAAUAAUUAAGAAAACUAUAGGCAAUUACACCGUUAUUUAACAUUACCGCAGGUCAGCUGCAUGAAAAUGAGUGAAUUUACUUGAAAACGGGCAAUAUACCCUCCUGUUGCGAUUUGAUAAGUGGUCCAGACGAGACGCCCAUACAGCAGUGGACGCAGCAAUUCAGGCUUUUAGUGUUGUGUGCCUAAUGAUAAUCGGCAAUGUCAUUACACUUUUUAAAAGUUUUUUUGUAACAGCUGUCUCUUUCCAUUCAUCUAAUUGCGUGUGCACUGUUUGGAUGCUGGAAUUAUUUAUGAGUGGACAAACGCAGGUAGCCAACAGGAGUGCCUUUUGAAGUGAUUGUUUGACAAUCAGAUGAAAACGUCAUGACUGGUUGUGUUUAUGCCACAUAAAAAGGUAAUACAUGAUAAAAGUUACGACAAAUCUUUACUAGGCCCACAGAGAUCAUACUAAAUUAGGAAGGAUUCUAUAUGUUAUUCUAUGAUUCAUAAAAAAAAUUGCGCGCACAGUACCGGUAACAAAUUAAACCUACUUUUACCCCUGACCAUAUUAGUAUUUUAUUAGGAUCCCCAUAAGCUACUGCUAAAGCAGCAGCUACUUUCCCUGGGCUCCACAUAAAACAUGACAUAAUACAAAACAUUAAUAGACGAGUGCAUUACAAGGACAGAACUACAUACAUUUUAAAUAAGAAUACACACUUUCAUGCAUUUAUGCCUUCAUAAUUAUGUGAUUCAUAGACUACUGAAUGCAAGUGCAACACACGAAACAAGAAAGUGUGUUGCAAAUAGGCUGACACUUUCUUCAUUAUUCUGAUCCGACAAACUUUAUCCUUUAUCAUACGUACAGUUUCACUAUCCUGCUUAUGUGAAAUAACCAGCACAGUGUUUCAGAUGGAGUUUCACUUAUGUCCUUCACUCCGUUCAGUUCAUAGAAUGAAUAGAACUUUCAUCAUAUGAGGCUUCACCUAAUGUCCUUCACCCCUAUUCAGCUCAUAAAAGGAACUAAACUAUCAGAAAUACGGGCUUCACUUCACGUCCUUCACCCUUGCUCAUAACAAUGAGCAAAAUUCCUUGAAUCUUGAGCCUUUUUACAGUCUAUUGCCCUUAACGGUUAGCUGAGAUAUAUAGUGUAAUGUUAGUCUACUGUCCAUGAAAGGUAGCUGAGGUAUAGUGUAACGGGUUGCAGUCUACAACCCAUGAAGGGUUAUCUGAGGUAUUGUGCCAGGCUUUGGACCUGCUCAUAAAAUGAACAAGGUCCCGUGAACCAGAUGGAGUUGUGUGCAUAAAAUGAACCAGAAUCAGUUGGGAGUUUCACCUAAGACGUGGCCACAGACAUUGGUUUUGUUGACUUGGUGGGUCAAAAGGUCAAUCAAAGAGAACAUUUUUAAGAAAACAUUGUUUUGUCGGUCACAUUUCAAAAUGUUUGGGAUCCACUCUGGGCAUUCUAUUUCUAUGGGUGUUGGUGCAAUGACGGGGCAAAACUCACAUUGCAUCACUGCAUCUUUCUAUAAUACCAAUCAACCAUAGCCUACAUAAGUCAUAUGACAAUGUUUGGCUACUCUGAUCCCUUUUAUUCUCCUCUCCUCCUUUGAUGUUGUUACUUAUCGUUGUGUGAGACCUGUUACUGUUUGCUUUGCGAACCGUCUGUUUUCUCUCCAGCUGAUGAGGACAUGUGCUGACCUGUUCCGCCUGCUGCCCUUCAUGGUCUUCAUCAUCGUUCCCUUCAUGGAGUUCCUGCUUCCUGUCUUCCUCAAGCUCUUCCCUGAGAUGCUGCCCUCCACUUUCGAGACCGAGACCAAGAAGGCACGUUCUUCACACUGUUGCAAUGUUAAUGUCCCUGACUUGUUGAUGACGGACUGCAUCUCAGUGGUCUAAACUUGCUUCCUUGUCUCCUCUCAUUCAUCUGCACUGAUCUAGUCAUGAUAUGCUAGGUGUCUGUUUUUCUGUUCUUCCUUAUCAAUGCAGAUAAAGGAAAGGAGACAAGCACACUAUUGAGAUGCACCCCACUAGUGGAUAUCUUUCCUUAGACCUGUAGGCCAGUAGAAGGAGCAGAGGUGUGUCCCAAUCUAUUUUCUCCCUAAGUGCGCACUUGUUCACCUCCCUUCAUAGAUUUUACAGGAAAUUACUACUAUAAGAAACUCUCUAGCCCAAUCCCCCACCAAUCCAAUGUUUUUACAUUUGUGGGGAGUAGUGAACAGGUGCAGACUUCAGGAAGAAAGAAGUUAUUGGGACACCCCAGGUCUUUGUGUGGGAUUAGCCCCAAUAGGCCUGGGCCCGAUUUCCCGAUAGUGAUGGAAUUUAGGCUUACGGGUGUUUUUUAACGAUGCAUCUUUCCUACAACAGCUGACGAUGUAAUAUGCGUUUCCCAAAACCACGCAGAGAGAAGUCUAAGUGCGUCGUUGGCGCAAGUGCCGACACUGAUAGGAUCGGGAAAAAAGGCAGCGCUUCUCUCGGAUCAGCUUUCUCAAUUCAAAUCUUGCCUUAUAACUAUUUCACAAUACUGACGACGGAUCGGCUCCUAGAGCGAUAUUACCACCUACGGCUGCAAAUAUAUUUGUAUUACUUUUUGGGUGACCAGGGUGGGUCACAAUUGAGACCAGGGUCUAAUUUAUUUUUAUAUGUUACUUGUUUUUAUCAAUUGCAAAGACAUUGGCAACUUUAUUUGUAGUCAACUUUGUUCUGAAGUUAUCUGCGGUCAGAGAAAAUAAACCAUGUGAUUCUAUGUUUAGCGGAGAUCUUCUGUGUAUAAAGUGACGCGGGAGGGCAAUAAAACAUUAACGAUGCAAUAAGCUGUUCUACAAAAGGCAGGUGUUAGAUUACGAGCGUUUUCAAGCGCAACGUUAAUAACAAUGGUUUUGGGAAACUGCUCUGAGAUUUUAGCGAUGCUCCUACGAAGGUUGUAAUGAUGAACUUCGCCUUAAGAUGCUUUUGGGAAACCGGGCCCUGGCUAGCUGUAGAUCACUCAUGGCUGAAUGACUCUCAUAUGUCCUCGUGCUCCUGUACAACAGAGGUGCCUGGCGUGGCCUCUCACGUCAUGGCCAUUGGGAUACCUACAGGAAGCAGUGGUAGUGACCACCAUUAGCCAACUGGAGCACUUUGAAAGUUUGUUUUCAAAUAGACCCUCUUAAACAUUACCUAGCAACUUCAUAGAAUACGAUUGAGGCUCCUUUUUUCGAACCUACUCUAUUUCUAAAACGAAUCGCAAGUAGCUAAUGCUAGCCUAUGCAUGAGGACCAUUUGAGAAAUAACUUCUCCCUCUCUCUUUCCCCUCCUUUUUCUCUCUUUAGGAAGAGAAGCAGAAGAAGGGUCUGGCUGCUAAGCUGGAGCUGGCUAAAUUCCUCCAGGAGACCAUAGCAGAGAUGGCCAAGAGGAACAAGACCAAGGCUCUGACAGAGGAUGAGACGCAGCGCUUCUCCACCUAUGUACAGAAGGUAAUUUAGCCAGGGGGCAAAGCAUGCAUCCACACCUCUGAUUCAUAAUGUCAUGAGUGUUUUCAAGUUUUCAUCCCAUUGUUUGUCAUACAGACCUGAAAACGUUCAAGAUGUGAUAAUGUUCACGUGCACGUGUCCCUCCCAAGCCUGUCUGGUCUGCAUGACAAGUCCCCAGACUGCUGUAACUAACCCCUGUCCUCCCUGUGUCAUCUCCAGGUGCGUCACACAGGGGAGCAGCCUACCACUAAGGACAUCGUCAAGUUCUCCAAGCUGUUUGAAGAUGAAUUGACGCUGGAGCAUCUAGAGCGCCCCCAGCUGGUGGCCCUGUGUAAGCUGCUGGAGCUGCAGCCCAUAGGAACCAACAACCUGCUCCGCUUCCAGCUGAUGAGGCAGCUGAGAACCAUCAAAGCAGACGACGAGGUGAUAGCCACUGAGGGUGUGCCUGCUAUGAGUGUGUCAGAGCUGCAGGCAGUGUGUCGUAGCAGAGGGAUGAGGUCACUGGGUCUGACCACUGACCAGCUACGCCAGCAGAUGCAACAGGUCUGACACUCAACUUGUGAACAAAUCAUCAUUAGUCGCAUCAUGCAGCCUUAGAAUAUAUUGAAAUUCAAAACAUAUAGCCCACCUUGUUAAAGAUGCAUAAUGUCAAGCCACUAAAGGAUUCAAUCUAUUUAUUGUAUUAUAAGGGAGCGUCCCAAAUGGCACCCUUUUGUGCCAUUAGGGACGAAAAAGGAUUCGCUUCUUCAGUGACCUCUGACCUGUAACCUCUCUCUCCAGUGGUUGGACCUGCACUUGAAGGAGAACGUUCCUCCUUCUCUGCUGCUGCUCUCCAGAGCUAUGUACUUGACUGACAUCAAACCCAUUAUACCUAUCAUACCCUCUGUACCCAAACUAGAGGUAAGACAUCGUACCCCCUGUACCCAAACUAGAGGUAAGACAUCGUACCCCCUGUACCUAGGGCUGUUACGCUGACCGCAUUACUGCCACACCGGCGUUCACGAGUCAUGACGGAAGUCAAAUUCCACGUGACUGUUUAGUCAUGGUAGUGCCCUGUAGCUCAGUUUGUAGAGCAUGGCGCUUGGAAUGCCAGGGUUGUGGGUUCGUUUCCCACGGGGGGCCAGUAUGAAAAAUGUAUGCACUCACUAACUGUAAGUCGCUCUGGAUAAGAGCAUCUGCUAAAUGACUAAAAUCAAAUCAAAUCAUACAUAAGCAGUGUGUGAGUUUCAAGUUUGGGGAAGAUCAUUUUCACCAUAAAAAUGCACCUUUUAUAUACUGAACAAAAAUAUAAACGCAACUUGCAACAAUUUCCAAGAUUUUGCUGAGUUACAGUUCAUAUAAGGAAAACAGUCAAUUAAAAUAAAUUCAUUAGGCCCUAAUCUAUGGAUUUCACAUGACUGGGCAGGGGCGUAGCCAAAUUGAAAGAAAUAAGCUUUUUGUGCAAAUGGAACAUUUUUGUUCAGUGUAAUACAAGCAUUACAUGCAUAAUCGCAUUUGCGGUCACUUUUGAAAAUGGUUUUAAAAAAUAUCAUUUAUAUCAUGUUUCUUUAGACCUGUCUAAAAUAAAUAAUGGAUUUGUUGUGAUGGUGUAGGCUAUAUUACAUGGAUUUAUUGGACUUUUUAAAAUGUAGAUGUUCCAAAGCUCUGCAUCAGUGGCUUGUAGGUUAUGCGUGGAAGCCAGGAGAUGCUCAAUUACCGUGAGACCGGCAGUUAUUUGUUUGACAAUCACCGGCUGACAAAAUGUAAUGACCGCCACAGCCCUACCUGUACCCAAAGUAAAGGUAAGACAUCAUACCCCCUGUACCCAAACCAGAGGUAAGACACCCCCCAACCACAUCAGUUCGUAUUGGGGAAGGAUGAUCUGAUUCUAGGUCUGUGGUCAAGGGCUUCUGUCUCCAGUGAUUCCCGCAGAAGCACAGGUUUCCCUCAGAACUAAGCCUUGAACAUCAGACCAUGGAGACCUGGUUUACUCUCCAACUCUUGUGCGUAGUGCUAUAGAAAUGCAGGUUAGCCAUCUGAAUUAUGUUCCUGCUGCCAACUCUCUCUAAGGCUCUAACACCAUAUCAGUCUCAGGACACUCUGUGGAAGGCAUCACCACUGCUUACAUAACUGGCUUUAUUAUUCCAUUUGUGUGCGUUUUGUUUUCAGGCAGGUCAUUGUGUGUUUUGUUAAACAGAGAGGUCAUAAGAGAAUGGUCUAAGUAUAUAUGUUGAUAAUGUAACAUUGUGUUGCAGAAGGCCGCUCCUCCAGCUGAGACCCCACAGGGAACAACAGCCUCCUCCUCAGACUUACUAGUGGACCCAGCUCUGGUCAUCAAAGACAGGCUGGUCAGUACACAGACACACACGACCUGGUCACAGAAUGCUCAGUAGAGUAGAUAAACCGGUUUUGGUCAAAGACAGACCGGUCCAGUAUUUUCUCCAGGAUGACCUGUGGUGGUGUUAGAGAAAGUGUGUGUUUCUGUUCCUCCAGGCGGAAGAGGUUAGAGACCAGGCUGCCAUCGUCUCAGACAAACCUCCCACCCCUGCCCAGGUUAUUCAGGUCAGUCAUCUUUGACCCGCAGUCAUGUGAUACCCACAGGGAGCAUCAUUGUAGUGACUAGAUGGCCAUGCUAGAAAUGACAGCGUAGCCGUAGUAAAUACAGUGCAUUCGGAAAGUAUUCAGACCCCUUGACUUUUUCUACAUUCUGAUACGUUACAGCCUUGUUCUAAAAUGGAUUAAAUUGUUUUUUUUCUGUCAUCAAUCUACACACAAUACCCCAUAAUGACAAAGCAAAAACAGGAUUUUAGAAUUGUUUGCAAAUGUAUUAAAAAUAAAAAACAGAAAAAAUGCAUUUACAUAAGUAUUUAGACCCUUUACUCAGUACUUUGUUGAAGCAGCUAUUACAGCCUUGAGUCUUCUUGAGUAUGAUGCUACAAGCUUGGCACACUUGUAUUUGGGGAGUAUCUCCCAUUCUUCUCCGCAGAUCCUCUCAAGCCCUGUCAGGUUGGAUGGGGAGCGUCACUGCACAGCUAUUUUCAGGUCUCUCCAGAGAUGUUCGAUCGGGUUCAAGUCCGGGCUCUGGCUGGGCAACUCAAGGACAUUGAGACUUGUCCCGAAGCCACUCCUGCGUUGUCUUGGCUUUGUGCUUAGGGUCGUUGUCCUGUUGGAAGGUGAACCUUUGCCCCAGUCUGAGGUCCGGAGCUCUGUCAGUGACCAUCGGGUUCUUGGUCACCUCCCUGACCAAAGCCCUUCUCCCCCCCGAUUGCUCCGUUUGGCCGGGCAGCCAGCUCUAGGAAGAUUCUUGGUGGUUCCAAACUUCUUCCAUUUAAGAAUGAUGGAGGCCACUGUGUUCUUGGGGACCUUCAAUGCUGCAGAAAUGUUUUGGUACUCUUCACCACAUCUGUGUCUCGACACAAUCCUGUCUCGGAGCUCUACGGACAAUUCCUUCAACCUCAUGGCUUGGUUUUUGCUCUGACAUGCUCUGUCAACUGUGGGACCUUAUAUAGACAGGUGUGUGCCUUUCCAAAUCAUGUCCAAUCAAUUGAAUUUACCACAGGUGGACUCCAAUCAAGUUGUAGAAACAUCUCAAGAAUGAUCAAUGGAAACGGGAUGCACCUGAGCUCAAUUUCGAGUCUCAUAGCAAAUGGUCUGAAUACUUAUGUAAAUAAGGUAUUUGUUUUUUAUUUGUAAUAAAUGUGCAAACAUUUUUUAAAAACUGUUUUCGCGUUGUCAUUAUGGGGUAUUGUGUGUAGAUUGAGGAAAAUUGUUUAUUUAAUCCAUUUUAGAAUAAUGCUGUAUCGUAACAAAAUGUGGGGAAAAAAAAGAAGGGGUCUGAAUACUUUCCGAAUGCAGUGUAGAUGGCCAGGCUGCUGGCAAGUAAAUGACUGUUCACAACUUCACUUAACAUCUUCAUAACUUGUGAACAAUGAAAUUAGUUUUUUGGUCUUGAUUUAUGGUUAGAGAUGGUUAAAGGUUAGUGUUAGUGGUAAUUACAUUAACCCCAAUUCCGUCUCCCUUUCUCUCUCACCACAUCCUAAUCGCACACACCACAACAAACAACUGCCCUGCCAACCAACCAUGGACUCUUGGAAGAUUAGCACCAUUGUGGGCUAAAAGACAAACAAAUAAACAAACCAGUCACAUGAAAUCAUAGCUAUUUAACCAUCGAUCCACCAUUUGUCACAUUCAUUAACCAUAUAGGAUUUAUGAGUAGUUAAAUUACUGUAUGCCCAUAACAACAGGUUUUAUUCAAUUAUUGUUCAUGUCCACGUCUGAAAAUCACCAUUUAUUCAAUUAGUGCCAUCCGUUUCUUUUCCAUCAUUUGUUUGUAGAUUAACCUUUGCCCUCUGACCUCUCCCCCAGGCUAAAGCAGCAGAGGCGUCCCAGAAGAGCAAGAUAAGUGCCAACGGAGUGUGAGGAGGACUGAAAGGGCUUGACUGUACCCCAACCCAGUGUCCUUAGGGUUGGGUGGGGGCUAUCAAUCAAGCUAAUCUACACCAAGAGGGAUCAGUCAACCCAGCCACCCCUCUGCCCUCCUUAACACCUUCUCAUUCUCCUCCUUAUCCCCAAGACCGGGGGGCGUGAGUCUGUCCCCAAGUCCCCCGUCCUCCCUGUCUAGCCAAUGGGGCUCGCUGUGUGAUGGAAAGGUCAUAAGAUCAUCACAUGAGAUGAUAAUGUCAUCAGACCAGACAACGCUUGGCUAAAAUGACACUUUGCUCUGGAUCAGACCCCUCUCUUCUCUGGCUACACCUGGAGUGCGGCCACUGGCAGGUGUUUAAAACGGGACACCCCCCUCUGCUCUGUCUGAUCAGUCUCUGGUUCUUCUCACCUGCAUCUAUUUGGUCUACAUGUUAUGCACUCCAUCCAUUUUGGUUUCACACUCAAUCUCAGGACACUGUUACGUAAACUCUGAAAAGUCCCUUGACUGGGAUUACCUUUCGUUUUAGGGAUCACAGUUACCCAGUGAUGUAACAAAUAUUAUUAUGUCCUUGAAGAGUAGACACAGCCUCUCAAAACGUACCAUUUGGCCCAGUGUUCUGGUUGGUUGGUUUUGGUGUAACUUUAGUUUGUUUCACUUCAGGUUGUAUUUAGACCUAGCCUGGUCUCAGAUUCGGGUUGUAUUUAGACCUAACCUGGUCUCAGAUUCUGAUUGUAUUUAGACCUAGCCUGGUCUCUGAUUCGGGUUGUAUUUAGACCUAGCCUGGGUGCUGAAGCUCAAUCCUCUUGACGAGACACACCGCAAAGGCGAAAGCAGGAUGUGGCUGCGGUGUUUUAACGGUCACCUGCUGGCUGUCGACGAACGGUGGCGAUUCAACAUGUAGAAUUGUCAGGAAAUACACAGAAAAUAACGUCCAAUAUUUUGGUUCAGAGGCGAUGGGACGGCCACCCGCUGCUUUGAACCAUUCAUCGUCAAGGUGUGUUUUGUCUCUUAGAGUUGGCCGAAUCACCUCCAGAUCUGGAUCAGACUAACGUAGACCACCACCACUUCCUCCCCCUCGUGUAUAUUUGUAAAUACCCUGUAAAUUGUUCUCCGUGUCUGGCAGACAAAGUACAGCUGCUCUGUACGUUGUUUAUGCCACGCCCUCAAGCUCGCUCAACUAAAGAGUUCUAUGAACUUUUGCCCUCCUAUUAUUUUGUUUGUUGAAUAUUUAAAUUUAAGACUGGGCAACUCUUUACAUUAACUUGCCUUCAUACCAUGAAGUUACUCUCUAACUACUCUGGUAACCAGAAUGUAAAUGUUUAGCUCUAAAUGGUCUUUGCCGAUAAGGUAUAUAAACAAUGAUUGAUGUGUAAAGGAAAUUGGGCAAAUUAUGUCCAGCUAGUUACCAUGGUAGUUGCAUUUAAUUACAACAGAAAAUGUAGCACACGUGGUAUCUGUGCAAUUUAUUGUGAAGUGUGACCAUAUGACUGAGUGGCCCUAUGUCAUUUAGCAGACACUCUUAUC